Molecule: messenger RNA, 5841 nt
Organism: Patella vulgata (common limpet)
Lineage: Eukaryota; Metazoa; Mollusca; Gastropoda; Patellidae
Product: junctophilin-1
Exons: 6
Coding region: 1280-3691 (803 amino acids)
Cellular component (GO): junctional membrane complex; plasma membrane; endoplasmic reticulum membrane
Source: RefSeq, a predicted model, not a curated record
AGACGGAUUACUAACACCGAAUACACGCCAGGCACCUCACUUAUUUACAGAGAGUAGGUAUGUGGUUAACGGUAGGUGCGCUGAUAGAUACCAAUGCCGUGUGUUCCUUACAUCUUCUGACUGUGAGGCGUUUUAUAUAGGCCUACCUUGUCUAAACCGAUACCUCCACUGGCCGGCGUACAUCUGACAGUAACACACUGAUUGAAACAGUAGCCGUUAUGUUGAACGCUGAUCACCGACCGAACAGCCCUAGCCAAUAGGAUGCCGUCGCCAUAUAUGGAUUGCCGAGCAGUACUCUGAUGUGUAUUCCCUGUUGCUUCCAUGGCCGAUAGUUUCGCAUAAUUUAUUCGCCCUGGUGCUGGCAUCUUUCGUAUCGGUCCGUUUCUCCGAUCUCCACGGAUCUUCUGUAGAUUACAACACGACAUGGAGAUGAUAUAUUUAUCAUGGCGCCGUAAAAGGAACUAAAGAUCGAAGUGUGUUGUGGAGAAAAUCGCGGAUGGAACUGUAAAUCCGGGGGAAUCAGUCGGCUAGUAGACCUGCUGUAGGAAACAUACCUCUCGUAUUGUAUUUACACAUAUAUAUAUAUCUACAUAACCCAGCUUCCGUUUUAAGCGAACACACGGACAACCGUUUUAUUUUAGUCGAAUUGUCUUCUUUUUAAUACCAACAACUAUUACGACAUUACCAGAUCAAUUUUAUCCUGUCUUUCGACCAGAAAGCGAGAACUAACCAACCGAGGUGUGAUGUAUAUUGAGAUAUAUAUAUGAUUUACCUGUGUUUUACCUGUGAAGGUAGACGUGAGUGGAUUAUACAUUGUCAAUAACCAGGUAAUACCAAGAUCGUUCUCAGCUGUUUUAUUCACAAACCGGGGAUAAAAUGCACAACGGUGAUGUGUUAAAUUACCCGAAAAUUUGGAACUUGUCCGUGUAAUUACAGGUAUCACUGUCGUCAUAACAACCAGGUGAUAUCUAAAUUUAACCUGAAUUUAUUUUCGAUAUUUUACUGUUUGUGAAAUUUAUAUCGUUUUCUGAAGGUAACCGAAUUCUACCCGCAGGUAUAUAUACUGAUUGAUCCAAGCCGUUUCGUUUCAAUGUUGAUUAAUUUUUACCAAAUCGGACCCAAGGACUACUCGAGUGGAACCAAUUCGACACCAAUGAGUGUAUAGUGCCUACCCAAAUCGUAUUGAUUUUACCAUAAUUGGGACCGAUGUGUGUACAUGUUAGAGGACGUCGUCACCAAUGAUACCGGCAGUUGAAGUUAAAGUAAAGCGGUCCUUGCAAUGACCUCGGGCGGAGGACGAUUUGAUUUCGAUGAUGGGGGGACGUACUGUGGCGGUUGGGAAGAUGGCAAGGCCCACGGACACGGGGUCUGCACUGGCCCCAAGGGUAUGGGCGAGUACGCCGGGGCCUGGCAGUUUGGUUUCGAAGUGUCAGGAAUCUAUACCUGGCCUAGUGGUAAUAAAUAUAGGGGCCAGUGGUUCCAGGGUAAACGGCAUGGACUGGGUUCGGAGAACAAGGGCCGAUGGAUUUAUCGCGGAGAAUGGACUCAAGGAUUUAAGGGCCGAUACGGUGUAAGGGCCAGUAAUAAUUCCGGUGCACGUUACGAGGGAACGUGGACGACAGGAUUACAGGACGGAUAUGGAUGUGAAACAUACGCCGACGGAGAAGAAUUCCUCAAAGAGAAGCAAGUGGCACCAGGCACGUACCAAGGUCAGUGGUUGCGAGGAACUCGUCAUGGUUAUGGUGUACGAUCCAGCGUGCCUUACGGUCUGGCCUCCCAUUACCGUCCUAAGAAGAUUCGUGACUCCCUCACAUCGCUCCGCAGUGAAAAUGAGGAUGAACAAGUUGUUAAAAACAGGGAUAAGAAACUUGAUGAAAGUCGUGGUGGUUUUGUUUUAAAAGCCAGAAGUGAUGAAACACCUCCGAGUCGACGACGCUCCAUCUUUGAUAAACAGGGUCGAUCUAGUUUACGUAAAACUUUAAUGUCGGGUUUAAAAUUAAAGAAACAGAAAAGUACAGGAGACAUAAACGAUUCCCCGAAACGACAAACAGGGUCCGUUCGCAGUACGAUUAGUAAUAUUAGCCACGUGAGUGCUGAUUCUACUCAGUCUGGAAUGACCAACGCCUCAGUUUAUACAGACAGUAAUUUAAGUUUUGUUAGUCAAGACGACAUAACAGAUCUGAAUGUGACUGAAACGUAUAUGGGAGAGUGGAAAAAUGACAAGCGUUCGGGGUUCGGUAUUAGUGAACGUUCGGACGGUUUAAAAUAUGAGGGAGAGUGGUAUAACAAUAAAAAAUAUGGAUACGGUGUUACGAAUUUCAAAGACGGCACGAAAGAGGAGGGAAAAUAUAAAAAUAAUGUUUUAAUUUCUUCUGGAAAGAAAAAUAAGUUAUUCUUAAUACGGACUUCUAAAUUACGAGAAAGGGUGGAUAAUGCUCUAUUAUCAGCACAAAGAGCAGCACAAAUAGCGCUUCAAAAAGCUGACAUUGCCAUUACCAGGAUGGCUAAUGCUAGAGCUAAAGCUGAGCAAGCAGAUGCAGCUGGAGAUAAAGCGCAACAAGACUGUGAUGUGGCAAGAUUAAAAGCCAAAGAAUAUGCCCCAGAAUUCCAUCAACCAGGCACAGAUAUUUUAAAGAAACAAAUGGAAAAUAAUGAACAGGAUUACGAUUUUAGUUAUGUGAAACCAAUGCAGAAUCACAAUCCGCAUCGCUCUAAGUCUAUGACGGUGCGUUCGGAUCAGGAGCAUCUAGAUCCUGGUGCUAUUCCAAUGAUGUCGAAUCUUUCAUACCAACAACAAAACAGUGAACCUCGACAACCUAAUGAUAUCGGAAAUACGGCGGGAUACACAGGGUAUGGCAAUGGUGGUGCAGGAUUCAAUACUUUAUCCGCCAACCCUCAAGGCCAGGAGAAAAUGCAGGCGCUCAAUGUUAACCAACACCAUCGUAGCCCAUCGUUAAAAGUUCGCCGCUACAGUUUCUUGGCUGGAUCUAGACGUGGUCGCGGGUUUAGUGAAAUAUUUAAUUCAACUAUACUUAAUGAUCAUUUUGAUCAGUAUUCAGCCCUAAGAGAUGACAGCGGAUUGGGUAAAGAUAUUUAUACUAAUGAUGAACGGUCUCGUAUGGGACCGAUUGACACUUCCCCUGAUUCAGGUGUUUCAGACUCUCUAGAUGAGGAUAGUAAAAAUCGUCCGCUACAACGGCGUCGAACUCUACCAUGUAUUAUAAAUAAACCUGACGAUAAUAUCAAGCAAGAACUAGCGGAAAAAGAGACAGCUCACAGUAGUGAAAACUUAGCAAGUAAAAAUAGCGAAAGUUAUAUUAUAGAAAACGGCAUCCGAAAACGCAUUAGGGCGGAAGUACAUCAAAAUCCAGCACGUAGUAAAGGUGAUUUACCCAAUGAAUAUAAAAUAGAAAGCCAAAAUAAAUUAGGGGCAACUUCAAACAGGGGUAGUCUUCCAGACUUGAAAAUGGUCAAUCAGCAGCCAAUGGGGCGUGAGGAAGUUUAUCGUCUGGGAACAGCAAGGAGGGAGGAGAUACGAAGAUUACAGGAUGUAGCUGAGAGAAGACGCCAAGGAGAUGUUGGGGUUAUACUAGGAGAUCUUAAGGACUGGUGCCAAGAAAGACAACUCCUGGUAUUAGUUAUUGCCAUCAACCUCAGCCUAGCAACCAUGUUCUUUAACUUGCUUUCAUGAGACAGACCUGCUACCUUUCUCCAUGGCAACAGAAUGGUUGAUACCGUCACAGGAAAGCUCGACCCCAGAUUUUGGGUCCCCGGAACGAAUGAAACCAUUAGUGUCCACUUGUUGACCUUUGACUCAAGUGACCUUUGACAUGUGGUUGAGAUUAAAAGGUUACAGGUCAAGGCUGUUUGUUUGACUGUUAAUCCCUAAAAAAAAAAAAAAGUAUGAGAAGUUUCGACAAGUACAUGCUUUCUAUUGAGAUUUCAACAUCUGUGAAUAAUGAUGUUCACCCUAUCAGAAUUAUGGAAUCGUUCAUUUUUAAAACUUUUUUUGUUUGUUUCAUACAUCAUAAUGUGAACCAUGACACUUCUACCCCGAAAUCAUUUAGUCUUACUGCUAGAAUUAAAACCAUUUUUAGGAGAGAACCAAAAACGAUCAAUACGAAGUGAUAUUAAAACAGUCAUAACAAUGAGUGAUGUGUUGUUCAAUCGUGUUCAUAAUGGAGAGACCUUAACCUUGCCAACACCAUCCAGUGACCUUGACACCAUGGCAACAAGUUACCCUUGAUGAUAUAUUUGCAUAAUAUAUAGUUGUUAUGACAACCAUUAAUGAAAGAAGUAUUUGUCCAGAUUAUCACAAAGUUCAAUGGAUGUGUUUGUCUCCAAGUGUGUGCGUGUUGAUUAUUAUUAUUAUUAUUAUUAACAUGAUAAUAUAUUGUUUGGUUAAUUUAAAUAUCCAACGGUUGAGAUUUUUUAUUUUAUUUUUUCCCAGAAUUCCCCUAAACUGUGAUAAAAGAAGAAAUCUCUGGGCCAAGUGUAAUAUAUUUAUAUUUAAAAAAUCAAUUUGUAAAUUUUAUUGGGACAAUUUAGCAAGUCAUAAUAUCAAUUAUUUUGAGAGAAAAUUUAAAAUGGUUUCAAAAACACAUUAAUAAUAAAGUUUACUUUUCAAAUUUAGAAAUUAUAUAGAUACUGAAGUCAACGUCCUUUUUUGGGUUGAGUUAUUUAUUAUUAGCCUGAUCUCAUAUAGAUAAUAUUAAAAUUUAGGAUGUAAAUAAUUCAAGACAAAAUUGGUUUGAAUUGUAAGAUUGAGAUUUCACCAUUUUGCAUUUUAUGUUUUUGAAUAUUUGUAUAUUAUGCCUUGCUAAUCUUCCAAACAUUGUGUACAGAUUGUGUUUCCUUAUAUGGAAGUAAUUUAUUAAUAAUUUAUUAUUUCAUCUUUAAACCAAGUCGAUAGUUUUUUUGUCAAGUGUUAUAUUGGAAGGGAUAAAUUAUUGAUUAAUUUUUAAAAUCCCUUUCUUGUGAUUUUUGUCUUGGAAAUAUAUCUGAAUGGGCCGAUAUAAAUUAUUCUUUAUAUAAUUGCCUCCUUUCUCCCUUGUAAAAUAUUUUCUUAAGAUUUCAAGAAAGUUAUCUUCCCUUUGUACAGGGUUCCAUGUGAGGCCAUUCGAUUUAUGUCCCUUGGUUUAAAAAAAGACUACAAUUGUAUGAUAUUGAAGAAUGAAAACAUGUAAACUUUCAUUACAAAACAAAAUGCAAUUUGCUCCUUUAAACUUCCCUGCCACCACUGGCCACUCCUUUACCAUUGAUUUUCGUCAAAUUAUUUUUAAUAAUUUCUAUCAAUGUGAAUUUGCAGGAUAUAAGUUUGUCCUUGUACAUUUUUGACUUAGUUUUUGGGUGUAGAAUCUUUUUUUUUGUUUAAUUAUUAACAUAACUUAAUUUAUUUUUCAAUUUUUUUUUUCUUUCAUUUAAUUCCAUAGUAUUUCAAAGCGUUCCAAAACCACUGAAAACGAGACUUUGUGUCCCAAAAAGUGGUUUAAUUUUAGUCUCAUUUGCCUGCCGUAGACUAGAAUACCAUAGUCUCUUUUUGCCUGCCUAUUUGUAGACUAGGUUUUUUUGUACAUUAGAUGAGUCUUUGAUGUGUUUGUAUUUUAGUCAAAACCAGAUUCUUCAGUGAAUUUCAACCAAAUGCCACCAUCUUGGUUGCCAUUCUGGCAGCCAUUUUGGAUAGAAGUGUUGGAUGACAUAGCAACAUGUUUAGAAGCGCAAGAUGGGGUCACAUGACCAGCCUUGUUAAUUAAACAUGAAUUACUAUGGUUAUUUAUUAAACUGACAACUUUUUAUUUGAAGGAGUGUUUUAACUGUGAAUAAAUAGUACAUAAAUUUUAA